This is a messenger RNA of Talpa occidentalis (Iberian mole), 7818 nucleotides long. It is a transcript of the gene SLC45A3, whose product is annotated as solute carrier family 45 member 3. Gene Ontology annotation, biological process: transmembrane transport. Lineage: Eukaryota; Metazoa; Chordata; Mammalia; Eulipotyphla; Talpidae. Gene Ontology annotation, molecular function: sucrose:proton symporter activity. Gene Ontology annotation, cellular component: membrane. The transcript has 5 exons. The record is from RefSeq and is a predicted model, not a curated record. The coding region runs from base 4255 to 5916 and encodes 553 amino acids.
CGCUCCUGUUGCAACCUCCCGCGGCAGAGUUUUCUUUGGAAAGUUGCAUUUAUUUUCUUCCCUUGUCUGGGCUUCACCGGAAAAGAGCUGGAUGAGUCACCGCGGCGCGCACUUGGGAGCCGGGAAAGGGGCUGGCGGCCGAGACGCCCAGGGGUCCUCGGGCUUGGGCCGCAUUGCUCAGGAAGGGGGGCUGGGGUGCUGCUCUAGGAGGGAAAGAUGACUGACCCCUUUGGGACUUUACUCUUGGGGCGAGGCUCUGAGUGUUACGCCCAGCGUGCGAAGGCUGGAGUGCGAAUGUGCGUGCGCGUGCCUGCGCUCCACUGCCCCCUUCUCCGCCUGUAACCCCUCAGAGCGGGAGGAAGAAGAGAGGCCGAGUUUGCGCCUGGUUUCCCAGGGCUCAGGUAGGUCUAGUGAUAUUUGUUGAGAGGAGCAAACAGGUGUGAUGAGGUGGUACCUGGGCGCCCGGUACAGCUUGCCGGGGACCUGCUGGAGAAGCUCCAGGGCUGCAGGGUCAGUGUUCCCCUGACCCCUCAGGCUCUGCAGCCCUGUGAGUCGCUCUUGCCCUUGACCUCUGAAUCAGCUUCCAUCUUCCUGGCAGACACUGCUGACCUGCUCAGUUUUUCCCCCUCCGGAGAGCCACCCCCAUUGUUGCUUCCUCUUUCACCAGGAACCAGAGCUGGGAGUAGGGAAGGGUUUGGCUCCGUGGGCCCCUGGUGAGGAUUUGCCGUUGCCUAUUACACAGACCAAGCUCAAUGGACAGGGAACUAGGAAUAGGCCAACCGCUGUGUUGCUGCCCUGGAGUCCCGGGCAGGUCAUGUCCAGUGGACCAGGGCCCAAGUGACCCUAGUUUAGUUCCUGAAAGUGUGGCUUGGGGUGAGGCCCUGGGGCCUUGGGCUGCCAUCCUGAUGCAGGCUGGAGCAGGUCUCCUUCAGCGCGGGGCAGCCUGCUGUGGACUCACCUGCCCAAGACCCAGGAAACAUGUUGGCAUGUAGGGGUGGGGAGAAGAGGGCCCAGAGCUGCAGGUUGGAUGGCAGCCCCAGGAAACCGGUAGAGGUUCUCCCAGGGAGUGAGUGGGAUGUGAUUUGAGGUCACAGCCCCUUUUGUUGGAUGGCUCCCACCCCCUCAUUCCUCCCUUAUCUCCUCCCCCUGGCCUGUCCUAGAGCCAGGACAAUGUUCUAAAAGUGCUCAGAAAAUGAAGCUUGAGUCAGCAGGGUGAGUCUGGAGACAAAAAUACAGCUGUGGACUUAGAGGCCCCAAUUUGGUGGGGUGGAGUGUGUGGGGGGAAGUUUUCCCAUGUGCUCAUGUGGUAUCUAGUGAAUGCCCCCAUGUUUCUUCCCCCCCCAGCCCCCAGUUGUCCCCGAGGCAGAGGAAGAGGAGCAGGGGCUAAACAGGAGUCCUGGCUGCUCACAAAGGUCUUUCCAGGCUGCUGGGUGGCAGAGGCAUGGGCCAGGCCCUGGAGGGAAAAGGCAGAGGCUGCCGUGACCUGAGGACUCAGACAGUAAAGUUGAAGCACUAUCCUCUGUUCCUUAUCUCCUAGUAACACAACACUGUGGAUGAAAACCCAGUCUGUCAGAACGGCAGGGUUUCUAUCUUGGCUGCUCCACUAGCUGUUUUUUAGCCUCAGUUUCACUGGUUGCAAAUGGGGGUGAUGGUGAUAAUGGUAAUACCUACUCCCUAGCUUUGUUAUUUAUUAAGUCAUAAAUAUAACAGCUAUAAAUAUUUAUGGCUAUAUAAUUAUAUAUAACAUAAAGUAAAAAUUAGCUUUAUUAAAUCAUGUAUACAGCACCAGACUGUGCCCAAAACAUAGUAAGUGCUCAAUAAAUAUUAGCUGGCAUUGACUGUAUCUACUGGACCUGUGACCUGUGGCCCAGGGACAGGAGCACCCAGUCCAGGAUUCUCUUCCACUCUGAAAAAGAAAAGCCUUUGCUAUAGACCUUGUUUCUCUGGAAGCAAGGUUUCCUGCUGCUGGGGAGUCAGUAGAAGGGCUGGGCUAGUAGCAUCCCGUUGCUGGGAUUGAGUGCCAUUUCCUCUUGGCAGAAAUCACCCCACUUCUCGGUGCUUUGACUUCCCUGUAAAAUGAGGACACCGUACCACCUCGAAGCACUGUGAGGAUUAAACGCGCCGCUGUAGGUGAAGCGCAGCACAGCAGCUGUAUGUAAAGAGAGCUUGAUAAGUGUCAGCUGCUGUGAUUGGUGACAAUGGAGACAGUCACUGUGGUUCACAUUAGAAACCAGAGUUUCUUUGCCAGGGGAUUCAACCACAUAUAACUAUGUAAACCAUGAACGACACAUUAGCAGUGGAACUCGUGGUCCAGUGAGAAGAACUGGAUCUCUCCCCUAUCAAUACUGUGUAUGACUGCUUUUAAUCAGUCCAGAAACCCCGCUUGCCUUCCUCCGCUGGUGGUACCUUGAGGGAACAGAGGUGAAGGUACACCCUGAAAGGUUACGUGUAAGUGCCUCCUAUUAAGAAAGGCUGUUGUUACUUUUAGGGAAACCACAUGAAAGAGUGCUCUGAAUUUGGGGUUCUGCCCUGUGCUCCCUCUUCAGUCCUUGGGAUCCCUCACGCUGCUUUCUGGCCUCCACAAGAAAACCCCAGCUUGCCUUUCACUGGACAGUCAGCAGCCCUGUGUGCACACAGCGAGGGUAGAAGCUGGACCAGUUGGUACCAGGCCCAGUGCCUCGACGCUGAUGCCACUUGACUCCCAGCAAUAGAGCCGAGUGUAGAGCUUUUGUCCAGUGUAUUAAGUGUCCCUGCUUGGGGGCGGGGCUGGUGACAGAGUCGUCACGGGAUGGUCUUGAUAUCUGGCCAGAGCAUCCUACUGAGUCCUCUUUUCUACUACGUGGUCUGUGUUUCUGUCUCCUGGGGAGAAGCCCACAGUUUGCUACUGACCUUAGAUGAUGUGUGGGGCUUCUUUGCUUCUGAUGUUAGAGACAGGCCUGCCUUACCUGUUGGCCUUGGUGUCCGUGUCUGUAAAAUGGAGAUAAUGUUCACCUUGCAAGGUGACAAGAGGGUUAAAUGAGCAGGUGUGUUAACAAAGUGCCUGCACUUGCUGCACAGAGAGCAGCACCAGCUGCUCAGUGUGUUUAUGUCCUUCCCCUCCUGGUGAAUCCUGCGCUCACUCUCCUUGGGGCGCUGGGGGACUCACCGCCCGUCGUCUCCCAGGGACCAGAUGCAGGCCAGACUGAAUGGUGCCCAUCUGAAUGGUGCCCAGCCAGAUGAGUGCUCUAAGGAGCAGCCAACCCAACAGCAGGCCCUUUCCGGGGUGCUCCCCGCACACCUUCGCCCCGCUUAUCUCCAGUGUACUUUGGGCUGGCAAACAGUGUUCCACCUGGGAGCACCCUGCCCAUCCCUAGGGAUGUGGAAAUCUAAUGUUCCACUCCUGGCUCCCACCGCCAGAGAGCUGAGCACCCAGAUACCCUGAGGAGGCCCUACCUGAGUCCCAGGCAUGCUGGUCAAAUGACGGAGCACACACCGAAUCCUGACUCGCACUCAGUGAGGCCUUCUGUUGUGCACCCACUUUUCAGCCUCUGCUUUCCAGGAGCUGAAGGGCAAGUGGUGUGGUAUGGGGCUAGGGAAGGACUGUCAGCUAGAGGCCAGGGGGAUCAGGGCCAUCACCAACUUUGAAGGCUGUCAGGUGAGCACCAGGAGCACACUAGGAUCCCAGGUAGCCCUGAAGGACAGUUGGGCUUGGGAGGGGAAGGGAGAGCUGUUAGGGGUGUGGGUACCCGGAGCACGAACUGCUUUAGGAGCAAAAACAAUCCUGGUGCUGAUGAAUUCCCCAUCUUGGGCCCAGAUAUUCCAUCAGAACCAAUGCCACCAUUUUGAGUCUUCUUUCCACCACACUUCACUGCGGGGUAGCGGUGAGGGGUGGGGGUGGCACUGAAGAAGUGGAUGUGUGUGGCUGUGUCUUGCAGACAUUUAUCUUUCUUUGCAUAGUGCCUACCUGCUCAUCUUUCCCUGCUCAGCAACAUGGCCACCUCUUCCAGAAGCCCCAAAAGAACUGGACGUGCUUCACCCCUUGGGCCCCCACUCUAGAGGAGCCGAGUGAUAUGUCCCCGCCGAGGCGCCCCGUGGCAGCCGUGUGUAGCAUGGGCUGAGCAGCCGCACCUGCAGGCCGGGCUGGCGGAAAUGGGCUCCUGGCUGCGUCCCAGGCAGACAGUGGCAGCGAGAAGAGGCCCGGGCGUCGGGACCAGGGCUGGGACGAAACGGUUCUGGAGUUCCUGAACGGGCCGAGCCCUGCCCUCCUGGCCCGCCAUGGUCCAGAGGCUGUGGGGGAGCCACCUGCUGCGGCAUCGGAAAGCUCAGCUCCUGCUGGUCAACCUGCUGACCUUCGGCCUGGAGGUGUGCCUGGCUGCAGGCAUCACCUAUGUGCCGCCCCUGCUGCUGGAAGUGGGGGUGGAGGAGAAGUUCAUGACCAUGGUACUGGGCAUCGGUCCAGUGCUGGGCCUGGUCUCCGUUCCACUCCUGGGCUCAGCCAGUGACCACUGGCGUGGGCGCUAUGGCCGCCGGAGGCCCUUCAUCUGGGCCCUGUCUCUGGGCGUCCUGCUGAGCCUCUUCCUCAUUCCCAGAGCCGGCUGGCUAGCGGGGCUGCUGUGUUCAGACACCAGGCCCCUGGAGCUGGCACUGCUGAUCCUGGGCGUGGGGCUGCUGGACUUCUGCGGCCAAGUGUGCUUCACGCCGCUGGAAGCCCUGCUCUCCGACCUCUUCCGGGACCCAGAUCACUGCCGCCAGGCCUUCUCCGUCUACGCCUUCAUGAUCAGCCUUGGGGGCUGCCUGGGCUACCUCCUGCCUGCCAUUGACUGGGAUGCCAGUGCCCUAGCCCCCUACCUGGGCACCCAGGAGGAGUGCCUCUUCGGCCUGCUCACACUCAUCUUCCUUGUGUGCAUGGCAGCCACGCUGUUUGUCACUGAGGAGGCAGCGCUGGGCCCGGCUGAGCCGGUGGAAGGGCUGUCGGGCCCCUCCUCGCUGUCCCACUGCUGCCCAUGCCGUGCCCGCCUGGCUUUCCGGAACCUGGGUGCCCUGUUACCCCGGCUGCACCAGCUCUGCUGCCGCGUACCUCGGACCCUGCGCAGACUCUUUGUGGCCGAGCUAUGCAGCUGGAUGGCCUUCAUGACCUUCACACUGUUCUACACGGACUUCGUGGGCGAGGGGCUGUACAAGGGUGUGCCCAGAGCUGAGCCUGGCACUGAGGCCCGGAGACACUAUGAUGAAGGUGUCCGGAUGGGCAGCCUGGGGCUGUUCCUGCAAUGCACCAUCUCCCUGCUCUUCUCCCUGGUCAUGGACCGGCUGGUGCAGCGAUUCGGCACUCGGGCAGUCUAUCUGGCCAGCGUGGUGGCCUUCCCUGUGGCUGCUGGCGCCACAUGCCUGUCCCGCAGCGUGGCCGUGGUGACAGCCUCUGCCGCCCUCACUGGCUUCACGUUCUCGGCCCUGCAGAUCCUGCCCUACACACUGGCCUCCCUCUACCACCGUGAGAAACAGGUGUUCCUGCCCAAAUACCGAGGAGACAGUGGCAGUGGCUCCAGUGAGGACAGCCCGAUGACCAGCUUCUCCCCUGGCCCCAAGGCUGGGUCCUCCUUUCCCAAUGGACACAUGAGUGCCGGAGGCGGCGGCCUGCUCCCCGCUCCCCCUGCGCUCUGCGGGGCCUCUGCCUGUGACGUCUCCAUGCGUGUGGUGAUGGGCGAGCCGCUUGAGACCAGGGUUGUUCCAGGCCGGGGCAUCUGCCUGGACCUCGCCAUCCUGGACAGUGCCUUCCUGCUGUCCCAGGUGGCUCCGUCCCUGUUCAUGGGCUCCAUUGUUCAGCUCAGCCAGUCGGUCACUGCUUACAUGGUGUCGGCUGCAGGCCUGGGGCUGGUUGCCAUUUACUUUGCUACACAGGUAGUAUUUGACAAAAGUGACUUGACCAAAUACUCAGUGUAGAGCGCUUCCUGCUGCCUGAGGGAGGGCCUGCCUCAUGGGGUCCCAGCCCCCCUCCCCAGGUCCCUGGCCUUCCAGUUUCUCUUGCUGCCAAAGUGUUGUGUCUCUCUGCUGCCACCCUGUGGUGGUGGGGUGUACAGCUGCGUGGAUGGGGAACUGGGGUUGCCCUCUUCCCUGUGCCCAGCCUUAAAGGCUGGCUGGCCAGUGGCUCUCCAGGUGAGCUUCAGCGUGGACUUCCCUCCAGUGGGGUCAGAAGGCAUGGCAAUGGCGAGCUCCACGCCCUGGAGUGCAGGACUCAAUUGGAGCUUUACCCAUGCUCAGGGUUACAGCGAGUGUGCUGGUCAGGGCAGACCCAGAAGGGAAUUGGGUAGCUGAGUAAACUUGGCCAUCUGGUCUCCCACCUCUAAACAUUCCCCCAAUGUUGCUCUUGUGUGGGAGUUUCCAGUGUGAAAUUUCUCUGAGGGAUUUGAAAGUGUGAAAGUUAUUUGGGGGUGUUGCCCUAAGGGAAGAGGGGCAGCUGCCUUGCCCCCCCAGCACUGCCUCUCUGCUGAUCCCCCCGCCUUUUUGUUCAAUCAGGACUUGGCUUGUUGGCUACUGUGUUGCCAUCAGAGGGACACAAGCCUUUAAAUAUUUAACUUAUUUAUUUAAGUAGAGGGAAAUCAAUUCCCAGCUUUGCUGUGCUGGUGCCAAGGAGUAGGGUAGGGCCCCCGCAGCUGGGCCCUGAGAUAGGCAGUUACUGUACUGGGCACUGCCAGAGCUGCAGUAAUGGUCUGGCUGUCUAACCCAGGAGGCGCUCACCCGACAGACAUCCCGCGUCCUGUGGCAGACUGGGGACGGAUGGAAGGUGGGGCACCCAGUCUCAGCAGCUUCCCUGGCUCCCCUCCCCUCGGCCCAGCCCAACCUCCCUCUGCUCCCUCUAGCACCCACCCCGACCUUUCCCGCUGGUUUCACAGCCCUCUCCUGGGGCUGUCACAGGGCAGAAGCAGAGUGUGACUCUCCAAGCCUGUGUCUCAGCCCCCAGGGCUUCUCUGUGCUUGGGGAAUCUCACAGAAAACUCAGGAGCACCCCCUGCCUGGGCUAAGGAGGUCUUAUCUCUGGGGGGGUUUAAGUGCCGUUUGCAAUAAUGUUAUGUCUUAUUUAUUUAGCGGAGUAAAUAUUUUAUACUGUAUGUGAGCAAUCAGAGUAUAAUGUUUAUGGUGAUGAAAUUAAAGGCUACUUAUAUGUUUAAUUGGCCUGUGUUUGGUUUUCUGGAGGAUAGGACCAGCUCAGCUUCGGUUUCCAGCACCACCCACAGAGGGCGCCACAGACCACAGACUGCCUGUUGGGUGCUGGGGUACGGCUGUGCCUCCCUGAAUUGGGACGUGCUUUUAGUUGAGAAGAGUCCAGCACGCUGGUCUUCACAAAGGGCCGCAAUGCAGACCAGGUGGAGCAAGCACCUGUGAUCAACCACAGCCAUGCGAGGGCACCUGGCAAGCGCCUGGCCUACCAGGCUCAUGUCAAAUUCAGACCCUUCCUGCUUCGCCUUUUCCCUGACCCCCCGACCCUGACUGUACUUUCCCUUAAGUCCCAGAGUGGUCAGAACCAUUAACACCCUGUGUAAGGACAAGCUUUAUUUUUAAUGUUCUGUAUUUUGCUUAACUUUUUUGUGGUUUAUUAAUUUUAGUUCUUAUUUUUAAUGAUGUAUUAAUUGGAAUCCCCCACCAGGUAUUGUUUCCAUAGUGCACCCUCCAUCAAAUCACCCUGGUCCACCACCAGUGUUUAACUUUUUAUUAUGAAAAAUUUCAAACAUAACAUGAGUGAUAAUCCUGGUGUAAUGACUCUGAUGUUAACAGUUAUUGACAUUCUACCAUUUUUAUAUCAUCUACGAUCACUUGUCUACCUUUUUUUUCCCCCUGAAGCUUUUUU